This is a messenger RNA of Naegleria fowleri, 363 nucleotides long. RefSeq lists its product as uncharacterized. Bases 1 to 363 code for a protein of 120 amino acids. The record is from RefSeq and is a predicted model, not a curated record. NCBI's taxonomy places the organism in Eukaryota, Heterolobosea, Eutetramitea, Acrasida, Naegleriidae. The transcript has a single exon.
AUGAAAGCAACGGUUGUCACAACUACUGGUCUUCUCAUUGUGCUUGUUGUAGCACUCACAACAUCUUUCACAAAUGCUCAAUUCGGUAAUGCUUAUAAUAGUGCUUAUGGUUAUCAAGGUGGUACAGGAACUAAUUAUGGUGUGGCUGGUGGUAAUUACGACAAUUAUGGACAAAACACUCAAGCUUAUAGCAAUCAAGUAGCUGCAACGAAUUAUCAACCUUAUGCUGCUUAUGGAUCGUAUUAUAGCGGUCCAUAUGCUUUUGGAAAUAACUAUGGAUCCUAUUAUUCAUUCCCAUUCUUUGGAGGUUGGGGUGGAUUUGGAGUUCCUUUCUUUGGAGGUUGGGGUGGAUGUUGGUGGUAA